UUUACUUCUGGCUAUCGCAUUAGCCUGGCUGCGGACGCGGUCAAUUCGAACCCUUAGAAUUCGGUUAAAGAAAAUACCAGAUAACACGGCAAAAUCAAUAAACGUGCUUUUCGAAAAUAAACUUCCAAUAAAAAAAAGAAACACGUAAUUUAUAGAUUAGAUCGAGUUCAUAUUGAAUUUCAUGUUAACAAAUUCCAAAUAUUAUCUUUCGUAUUGAGACCAUCGGCUAAACAUUUUUCAAACUUUUGCAUUAUUUACGCACCCCCAAAAACGUUGUUGUUGUUGUUUGGGGGGUUGGUGGUUGUUGCUCAUUCGAUAGAAGAAGCAGUGCAAAGAGCAGAAGAAAAAAAAAACGAAAAAUCCAUGCAUAUAAAAGUCAAGUGUGUUCAGUUUUGCCGUUACGAAAAAGUGUAAAAAAUUUUAUUGGAGCACAAACGUCGUAUACGUGAUAGGCAGACAGAGAGGCGUGGGUCAUGUCUCUGGAGGAUCCGUUUUUUGUUGUCAAGGAUGAGGUCUUCAAAGCUCUGAACAAAACACGCGGACUCUAUUUGCGUUGGCGUGAACUGGGUGAGAACGGCGGCGCCGAGGUUGAAUGGACCACAACGGAGCUGCGAAACUCGUUGCGCAGCAUUGAAUGGGACCUGGAGGAUCUCGAGGACACUAUCAGUAUUGUCGAGAAAAAUCCAACUAAAUUUCGCAUCGAUAAUCGUGAACUCUCCAGCCGGCGCCAUUUCAUCGACAACACACGCGAUGAGGUCAAACAGAUGAAGGAUAAGAUGAGCCUGAAUCGGAACAGGGACAGAGAUAUAACCGCACAUCAGCCACUGCUCGAGAACGAACGCCAAUCACACAAUCAUAAUCAUAAUCAAAGCAACGAAUAUAAUCAUCAUCACCAUCAUCAUUCGCACAACGAUCGCACCUAUCUGGUAGAUUGCCCCAAUACAACAACCACAACGCAGGCACAGUCCGUGGCCAAUACCAUUGCUGGCACCAUGUCCACAGCAGCAGCAGCAGCCGCCGCGGCAGCGCGUCACAGUGGCACCAAAUACUCGAAACUGGAGAAUGCCAUGGACAUCGAUAGCCCCAGUCAUUAUGGGGGCGGACAUGGCGGAAAUAGCUUGGAUAGUCCGGGACAUCGAUAUGUGGGCGAGACGGUGUCGGUGCAGCAGCGCAUGAUACAGGGACAGGAUGAGCAGCUGGAUAUGAUAAGUGAUUCCAUUGGCACUCUUAAGACUGUUUCGCGCCAAAUCGGCGUCGAGUUGGAUGAACAGGCGGUCAUGUUGGAUGAUUUUGGGAAUGAGUUUGACACAACUGAGUCCAAGUUGGAUACAACCAUGAAGAAAGUUGCCAAAGUUUUACACAUGAAUAAUGAUAAGCGGCAAUGGGCCGCGAUUCUCAUACUUUCCGUGCUGUUAUUGUUUGUGAUAAUUUUAUUUAUUAUUUUGUAAUUGAUUAUUUUUGUUCGCUUUACUGUAUUUACCGAUUUACGAGUCGAAAACAAUUGUAGUGUAAAUUCGUUAGAUUUAUUUAUUUUUUUAAAUAAGUAAACUUAAUUGCAAAUUUUUAAAACAAAUUCGAUAUUUUAUAUAUACUUUAAUUACCAGACAACAUAAUUCCUUAGCUGUAUAUACAUGUUUAAAUAAUUACUAUUUAAAACAACAAAAGACGAAUAUGAGCAAAUCGAGUAAAUCGUAUUUCCAAAGACAGAAUCAUGAGUAAGUUCCCUUAUAGGCUAACGAAACACUGGCUAAACAUAAAAAUGGUACAAUUUAUAUGUAUGACAAAGAAUAUAUCUGUAUAUCAAGAGAGUUAUUUAAAAACAUGUAUGCAGUUGAGUAAAUAUAUAAAUCCUUAAAAACUAUAA
Drosophila nasuta is the source of this 1864-nucleotide messenger RNA. RefSeq names its product Syntaxin 6 (gene Syx6). Bases 474 to 1448 code for a protein of 324 amino acids. The record is from RefSeq and is a predicted model, not a curated record. Gene Ontology annotation, cellular component: membrane. Gene Ontology annotation, biological process: Golgi vesicle transport. NCBI's taxonomy places the organism in Eukaryota, Metazoa, Arthropoda, Insecta, Diptera, Drosophilidae. The transcript is spliced from 4 exons.